AUGUAUCCUGUCUAUUAUGAUCCUGAGGAUCAGGAGCAUCAGAAGGAGGUCCAGCAGAAAGCUCAGAAGUGCUUUCAUGAGUGGUGCAAAGACAAUGAAAACACAUUCAUUGAUUUCGGGCAUGAUGCAGGUGAAGAUGAUGUUGAUGAAGAAGAGGAGUAUGAGGAAACUUCUACAAGCAAGAUCUUCAAUGACCCCAUUCAUGGUCAGAUUGAGCUGCACCCCCUGCUGGUGAAGAUCAUUGACACUCCUCAGUUUCAGAGACUCAGACACAUCAAACAGCUGGGAGGAACAUAUCUGGUGUAUCCUGGAGCCACUCACACUCGCUUCGAACACUCACUGGGGAUGGCACAUUUAGCAGGAUCUCUGCUCAAAGUUCUGAGAGAGAAACAAGACCAGUACAUCGACAAGAUAGAGAGGGAUAUUAAAAAGCUUGGAGAGAAACAGGAGGAGCUCAAAGAGAAAAAGGAGGAGCACAUUACUGAAAAAGACAUGCUAUGUGUUCAAAUUGCUGCUCUGUGCUAUAAUUUAGGUCAUGGUCCAUUCUCUCAUCUGUUUGAGAAAUUCAUCCGUAAAGCCUGGCCUGGUGCCAAUGGAGAUGGCCAACAACCAGGUCCAUCAGAAGAGAAGACCAGAACAGAAAAAGAACAGAAAGAAAGAGCCUCAGGUAUUCCCUGCAUUCCUGGCUCAAAAUGGUAGAAUUUGAAACUGAUUUUUUUUUUU
Molecule: messenger RNA, 723 nt
Organism: Carassius gibelio (silver crucian carp)
Lineage: Eukaryota; Metazoa; Chordata; Actinopteri; Cypriniformes; Cyprinidae
Exons: 7
Coding region: 1-699 (232 amino acids)
Biological process (GO): dGTP catabolic process
Cellular component (GO): nucleus
Molecular function (GO): dGTPase activity
Source: RefSeq, a predicted model, not a curated record